Melanotaenia boesemani (Boeseman's rainbowfish) is the source of this 4404-nucleotide messenger RNA. RefSeq names its product WD repeat domain 47a (gene wdr47a). Gene Ontology annotation, molecular function: protein binding. The transcript is spliced from 17 exons. The record is from RefSeq and is a predicted model, not a curated record. NCBI's taxonomy places the organism in Eukaryota, Metazoa, Chordata, Actinopteri, Atheriniformes, Melanotaeniidae. The coding region runs from base 355 to 3102 and encodes 915 amino acids.
AUGAUGCCUCUCCCCUCCUCGGCCUGGCUAGCUCCUCAGUCGUUUUCCUGCCGCUGGUUAAAUUAGUCAGCUUUGUAUGAGCUCUGACAGUAACUAGCUAUUUGAUGGUUUUGCUGUAAUCCGGUGGCUAAAUUCAGUGACUAUAUAAAGCUAACAAGUAUCUUAAGCCUCUUAUACUGUUUGACUUGUGGCUUAGUGCCAGUGUUUUGGGCUAACCGUGUCUCAGGCUAGCUUAGCGGGACUGCAGUUCUUGUGUCUGAUUAUUUGCAGGGUGGCUAAAGUAGCUUUCUGCAUAAUUUUACAGUCGAUCGUGUGUAAACAAAAACUCUCCCAUCUGGACAGCCCAUCAUCACCAUGACUGCAGAAGAAACCAUAAAUGUGAAAGAGGUGGAGAUCAUCAAGGUGGUCCUGGACUUUCUCAACUCCAGGAAGUUGCACAUCAGCAUGUUAGCACUGGAAAAGGAGAGUGGCGUCAUCAAUGGACUCUACUCAGACGACAUGCUCUUCCUCAGGCAGUUGGUUCUUGAUGGCCAGUGGGAUGAGGUUUUGCAGUUCAUUCAGCCUUUGGAGUGCAUGGACAAGUUUGACAGGAAAAGGUUUCGUUACAUCAUCCUGAAGCAGAAGUUUCUUGAGGCUCUGUGUGUGAAUAACGCCAUGUCUGCAGAAGAUGAGCCCCAGCAUUUGGAGUUCACCAUGCAGGAAGCAGUCAAGUGCCUCCAUGCUCUGGAAGAGUUCUGUCCCUCUAAAGAUGACUACAGCAAACUGUGUCUGCUCCUCACACUGCCUCGACUCACAAACCAUGCUGAGUUCAAGGACUGGAACCCGAGCACAGCCAGGGUGCAGUGCUUUGAGGAGGCGUGCAACAUGGUGGCAGAGUUUAUCCCUGCAGACAGAAAGCUGAGUGAGGCUGGAUUCAAAGCCAGCAGGGAUAGACUCUUCCAGCUGCUUCUCAAAGGAGUCCUCUAUGAGUGCUGUGUGGAGUUCUGCCAGAGUAAGGCGACAGGUGAAGAGAUCACAGAAAGCGAGGUGCUCCUAGGUGUAGACAUGCUGUGCGGUAACGGCUGCGACGACCUGGACUUGUCUCUGCUCUCUUGGAUGCAGAACCUGGCUCACAGCGUUUUUUCCUGCGCCUUUGAACAGAAACAACUCAACAUUCACAUUGACCGCUUGGUCAAACCCGCAAAGACUGGUUACGCUGAACUUCUCACUCCGCUCAUUAGCAAACUCUCACCGUACCCCUCUUCCCCUCUUCGCCGCCCCCAGUCUGCUGAUACCUACAUGUCACGCUCCUUAAACCCAGCACUGGAUGGGUUGUCUUAUGGGCUGUCUGGCCAGGACAAGCGGGCAAGUGGUGGGGAGGUAGCACCAGGUAAAGGGGUCUCUCCAAUGUCUCAUUCAUUUGCAAACUUCCAUUAUCCUGGAGCAGGAGGGCAGAACUUGAGCAGGAGUCUUAUGAUGGAGAGCUCCGACUGCCAUAGCAUCUUUGAGGAAUCCCCUGAAACGUCACGGACAGACACACCCGUGGAUAAGAUGAUGGGCUCAGGGGGAGCUCAGAAUGUGCGUCCUGCCUCAGCUCCGGGUGAGGACGCACCAUCAGCUGGUUCUGCUGACAGGAACGAGCUUCGGGACUCAACAGAGAAGUAUGAGGAGUAUUAUCGACAGCGUCUCCGUGUGCAGCAGCACCUUGAGCAGAAGCAGCAGCAAAGACAAAUGUACCAGCAAAUGCUGCUGGAGGGAGGCGUGCAGCAGGAGCCCCCGCCCAGUGACAUGCAGCACAGCCUCACAGAGAAGUUCCUCAACAGGUCCAUUCAGAAGCUGGAAGAGCUGAAUGUGGGGAUGGAGAACCUGGGAGAGGAGGUGAAGUCUCUGGCCCAGCAGUGUAAUGGCAACGGGAACACACCCACCUCAGAGGACAAUAAUAAUCCUCCAUCUGUGACCCCGGAGCAGAGUCGGACCAAAGGGGGAGGGGUGCUCAGCAGCACCCCACAACGCACCGUGGGGGAGUGUGUGGUCCCACCACCUAAUGAGUCCCCUGUUGUCUCACAGAGUGGGCAGAAACCGAAAGGUCAACAAGGUGAUUCGCCUGGCUCCUUAUCCCGAAGAGGAGAGAGUGAUAAACCAAAGAACCUGUUUGUACCAGUGCAUUCUUUGGAGGAUACUCAGGCUGUCCGAGCUGUUGCUUUCCACCCGUCUGGAACUCUGUACGCUGUGGGAUCCAACUCCAAAACGCUGCGUGUGUGCGCUUAUCCUGAAACACUGGACAUAAGUGGCUCAAGUCCAACAAAACAGCCGGUUGUUCGCUUUAAGAGGAACAAGCACCACAAAGGCUCCAUCUACUGCGUUGCCUGGAGCCACUGCGGGCAGCUGCUGGCUACAGGAUCCAACGACAAAUACGUCAAAGUCCUGCCUUUCAGCGCAGAGACAUGCAACGCCACAGGUCCAGACUUGGAGUUCAGCAUGCAUGAUGGUACCAUCAGAGACUUGGCCUUUAUGGAGGGUCCAGAAAGCGGAGGAGCCAUCUUGAUCAGCGCUGGAGCAGGAGACUGUAAUAUCUACACCACCGAUUGCCAGAGAGGACAAGGUCUGCACGCGCUCAGUGGACACACAGGUCACAUUCUGUCUUUGUACACAUGGGGAGGCUGGAUGAUUGCCUCCGGCUCUCAAGACAAGACGGUGCGUUUCUGGGAUCUCAGGGUGCCCAGUUGUGUGCGAGUAGUAGGAACUGCUUUCCACGGCUCAGGCAGUCCAGUUGCCUCGGUAGCCGUCGAUCCCAGUGGUCGUCUCCUAGCAACAGGACAGGAAGACAGUGCAUGCAUGCUGUAUGACAUCAGAGGAGGACGAAUUGUUCAGGUGUACCGGCCGCACAGCAGCGAUGUUCGGUCCGUCAGGUUUUCACCCGGAGCACAUUACCUACUUACUGGUUCCUAUGACACAAAAGUCAUUGUCACCAACCUUCAAGGUGACUUGACCAAGCAGUUGCCUCAGACUGUGGUGGGAGAGCAUGGUGACAAGGUGAUUCAGUGUCGGUGGCACACACAAGACCUGUCCUUCCUUUCAUCUUCUGCUGACCGUACUGUCACACUGUGGACACACAACCCCUAACACACUCCAAUAUACAGCUACUUGCUAUCAUUUGAAAAACAUGCACAUUCCCCAUCAACGGUACUGUUCCUCCUUCUCUGUCAUACCUUUCCAACACUCUGAAUCUGAAAACACACAUUCACACCGCAGAUAUACAACUAAAUAAAUGAGCCUUUCCCUCCUGUCAGUCAGUAACCAAAUGGAUGUAAACUUCUGAAACAUCAAAAGCACAUGUUGCAUGUUCAUCUGUCACCUUGUGUGUUCAUACUGACAGCUGGAUUAUUCAUUUCUCUCCAUUCAUUCCUGAAUCCUGGAUUUCCCCUCCUUACAUAUGCCAGUCAUUUGCUGCAUGUCAUCAUCACUGACGAGUUGAGGUUUAACGGUAAAGGAGUUCUUUGUUCAUGAUGGUGCCUUCCUUAAAUUCUCAGUUUCCACAGCAACAAUGAUGCUGUGGUCAUUUUUCAUGAGCAAAUUUUAAGUCAUUUUGAGAAAUUGUACAUUCCUUCUUUUGCAUAUCAUUUUUUUUUCUCAUCUGGUGUAAUGCUGCUAUCUUAUAGAAAAGAAAAGCUAAUGUAAAUGCAUUUUCAGUGUAUCAGUAGUGUGUGUUUCCUAUCAGGAGAGUGAUUGUGUGGUUACUCUUUUACCCCGUUGAUUCCCUGUGGGAUGUCUGUUACUGUAUCCACUGCAAUGCUACAACUCAAAAUGUGUAAACUAGAUGGUGCAUCUGUUUUAAAUCUGAAAUUUUUUGUUUUUUUUAGCUAAAGCUUUUAGUGUUUUGCAGUGGCUUUCUUGCAAUGUCAGCAUCAAAGGGAAAUAGAGUUUGUGGUUUUUAGUUUGGCACACUUAACAGUAAUUUUCCAGUGAUCAGAAGCUUUGGUUUGUGUCAUGCUAUUGUGGUGGGAUAACAGUAGAUGGCAGUCUUUGCCUGACAAGGAUCUAACUGUAUGCACAAAGAAAUAUGGAUGGAAGAACGGGUGUUACGCUAUUUAUUUAAGACCAGUAUUUGGGGCAUAUGCAUUGUUUUGUUCAUAUAUUUUCCAUGCGCACUUUGUCUUUUAACAUUUUCUUCUCAUAUUGAUUCACUUACAAAGAGUUUAAGUUUUUAUGUUGAUGUAUAUUGUUUUCAGAAAUGAGGCCAAACUAAUACGUACAUAGAAGUAUUUAUUUGAGUCGUGUUUGUUUGUACAGCAAUUUGUUUUGGAAAUGCUAGUGGCUCUUAUAUUAAGCCUUUUUUAAUUCUUGUUUUUAAAAGUGACUUAAAUUAAUUCAAGCUAACUAACGUCUGACUGCUGGUACGUUCAAUAAAGUGUCUUUUACAAGUUG